Messenger RNA from Triplophysa rosa, 1558 nucleotides. It is a transcript of the gene wdr21, whose product is annotated as WD repeat domain 21. Lineage: Eukaryota; Metazoa; Chordata; Actinopteri; Cypriniformes; Nemacheilidae. Gene Ontology annotation, cellular component: Cul4-RING E3 ubiquitin ligase complex. The transcript has 14 exons. The record is from RefSeq and is a predicted model, not a curated record. Gene Ontology annotation, molecular function: protein binding. The coding region runs from base 70 to 1542 and encodes 490 amino acids.
CGGGACUUCCCAGUGUCAUAUGAGGAAACAUUAUUCCCAAACAGGAAAAAGGUAGCAGGUACUGAGGGAAUGAAGCGGGGACACUGGCAGAAGAAGAGACCACGUUCAACCAACGAUGAGCAGGGAAAUGGUUCUAACAGCACAGCAGAUACUGGUACAGCAGAUGAUUCAGGGUCAUCCUCUCAGUCCAAAACACCUGCACCAGAGUUACCUGGCUUCUACUAUGACCCAGAGAAAAACCGCUACUUUCGCUUGUUGCCUGGACACAACAACUGUAACCCUCUGACAAAAGAGGGGCUGCAGAAAAAGGAAGACGAGAGAAUAAGAUUGGCACUCCUGGCAGAAGAUGAUGCUCCUGUGAAGAAGGCACCCAGGGCUGGAUUGAAUUCUGCAUUGCUGUUACAGAAGAGACAUCUGGGUCUGCUGCCCCCAAGCUCCUAUUCUAGGUUCAUUCAUGAAGUGAAAGUCACUGGGAUGCAGCGUCACAAGCUGGACGUGCAGAGCUCCAACUCCACCAGCCCAAACACAGACAACUUCCAUCUCAUAGUUGCAGAUUCAGCUUGCGAGCGAGUUUUCACAGUGAACGAUGUAUCGCAUGGAGGUUGCAAGUACGGCAUUAUGGACUUCCAAGGCUGCAGAAAAGGUUCUCUGUCAGUGGAGAUGUGCGAUAACCUUUAUUUUACAAACCGUAAGGUGAACUCUGUAUGCUGGGCUUCUGUGACGCAUAAAGACUCUCAUGUUCUGUUAUGUUUGGUGGGCUUUGCUCAGACACCCGGCUGCGUGAGCUUGUUACCUGCUUCUCUUUUCAGCAACUUAAAUCCAGAUCAGCCAGGGAUGCUAUGCAGUUUUAAAAUCUCCACAGCUUGGUCAUGUGCAUGGUGCCUAAACCCACAAGCUGAUAAAACCUUCAGCACUGGCCUUUCUCGGCGUGUCAUAUUGACGGACGCUGUGACUGGACGCAGGGCGACGUACUCCUCUGGAAGUGAAGUUCUAGCUCAACAGUUUACCCUAAGGGCUCCUGUGCUGUUUAACGGCUGUCGCUCAGGAGAGAUCUUCAGCAUCGACCUGCGGCAGCGUGAAAGGGGACGCAGUUACAGUUGGCAGACCAGCCGCUUCUUCCAAGAGUCAUCCAUCACCUCUCUCCGGCUGCUACAAGAUGAGAACUACCUCCUCGCUGCUGACAUGCUGGGCCAGAUAAAGCUCUGGGACAUCCGUGUUAAGCGGUGUGUCAGAUGGUAUGAAGGACACAACAAUAAAUAUGCCUUCCUACCCAUUCAUGUCAAUGAACCGGAAGACCUGCUGCUUGCUGCGGGUCAGGACUGCUACACCCGGCUCUGGAGUCUCCAAGACGGUCAUCUCCUCAGGACGAUACCUUCACCCCACCCUGCAGGGAAAGACUCAAUCCCUAAUGUGGUGUUUUCCUCCCAGCUGGGUGGUAGCAAAGGACCACCUGGACUGCUUAUGGCCGUUCGGAAUGAUUUGUAUUACUACUCUUAUAACAAAGACUAUCAGGAUAGGUUGCCAGUGGAGGAUCAGUGGUAGUUGCAAAAAUCUUUAC